AUGUCGUGGUUAUCUUUCGUUUCAUUUCUUUCGCUAUUGAUAAGCAACGAAGCGGUAUUGGGUCGCUGUCCACAACGGUGCUUAUGUCACAAAGGAUUGAUUGAUUGUCGUCGACAGUCAUUGUUAGCUGUACCUCGAUAUCUACCAGCCAAUACUACAGUGCUAAAUUUGGCCGAUAAUGCUAUUCAGAUACUUCCAGAACAUUUUUUUGAUUAUUCGAAGAGGCUGAAAACACUCAUUCUGAAUGGUAAUCCACUAAACUGUGAUUGCAGAUGGUUAUCAUUAGCUGGCUUUAUUCAUCAACAUUCCAGUAUAUCACCGGUUUGUCAUCACCCCGAUGUACUUCGUUGGCGACAAUUUUCAUCACUCAAAAGCAGCGAUUUUCGAUGCUUUGGAGUAAAACUGCUAGAUGAUAAACGUAGUGCGAAAUGUGAAGUUGACAUCAAAGCACCAAUUACUUUCAUUUACGGAAAGGAAAAAGUGGAUGAUAAUAAUACGAAAGGAAUCAAAAUACUAUCAAAUGGUAUGGUUUUGUUAAAUUCUAAUGUUUCAUUGAAUGAACUACACUGUGCUGUUGAUUACAAUGCAACUAUCAUUCACCAAUCUCGACUUCCGCGUCAAAUUUUUGACGCUCCUUCGGCACCAAAAUUUACUCUGAAACCGAAGGAUCGUUCAUAUCGUGAAGGAACCACUGUUCGGCUUGACUGUGAGGUAACUGGUAAGCCGCGACCCUCCAUAACUUGGUAUUUUAAUGGUAAAAAGCUAAAAAGAUCACGGAAGUAUGGAAUGAAUCUUGAGCAAACCAGUUUGAAUAUUUAUUCAUUUCUUGAAAGAGAUGUUGGAAAGUACACCUGCGUUGCGGAGAAUGCAUUUGGACAAAUUGAAACUUCAGCAGAAGCUCGACUCAUUUCCAGUUCUCCACCUGUUAUUACAGAAGGUCCAGAAAAUCAGAAAGUAUCAUUAGGCUCAACUGUAACGUUCCGUUGUCGAGCUGAUGGUGAACCUCGUCCAUUUAUUACGUGGUUUCUGAAUGGUGGUGAAAUACACAUAUUGAAAGGACAUUUUCACGUAUCAGAUGAUGAAAUGGAAUUGACCAUUUCGGGAAUAACCAAAUACGAUGAAGGAGUGUAUUCAUGUAUGGCAGCUAAUACAGUUGGUUCAAUGAUCGCUGAAGCUCGUUUAAUAAUUGAUCACAAUCGAUUUCAAGAUAAUUCAAUAAAUGAUCAUUUUAUCCAUGACGUUUUCCAACAAGCAUCACAAAAUGUUGAUAGUGCUAUCGAACAAACACGUGAAAAAUUAUCAAAAAUAACUAAUCCACAUGAGCUAUUGCGAUGGUUUCAAUUCUCAUUUCCUCAGACAAUUGAACUUAGUCGUGCACGAGAAAUCUAUGAGGAAAGCAUACGUCUUAUCCAAAAGCAUGUCGAAAAAGGUUUGACUUUGCCUCUUGAUAAACUUUCGUCGAACAUUUCUAUUGAAUCUGUUCUUGCCAAAUCUCAUGUUGACAUGUUAGUGCAACUAGCUGGUUGUUCGGGAGUGCAAACUCGAGAUCCUUGCGAUGAACAGUGUUUCCAUUCACGUUACAGUCAGACGAAGUUCCGACGUUUGUUACCGCCGAUAUACGAAAAUGGUUUUAAUACGCCAGUCGGAUGGGAUCCGAACAAGUUAUAUUUCGGUUACCGUAAGCCCAAUGCACGAAGCGUAUCCAAGAAGCUUCUUGAAACCAAUCAUAUCACUCCUCAUAAAACUUAUUCUACAAUGCUAAUGCAGUGGGGACAAUUUAUUGAUCAUGAUUUGGAUUUUACUGCAACAGCAAUCAGUCGUCAAGCAUUUGCUACGGGCGCUAUUUGUAAUCGAACUUGUGAAUAUCUCAAUCCCUGUUUCAAUAUACCAUUAGCGCAUGAUGAUCCAAGAAUGCUUGCAAA
Acanthocheilonema viteae is the source of this 1922-nucleotide messenger RNA. The record is from the annotation of a GenBank genome assembly. Lineage: Eukaryota; Metazoa; Nematoda; Chromadorea; Rhabditida; Onchocercidae.